Oppiella nova is the source of this 366-nucleotide messenger RNA. The record is from the annotation of a GenBank genome assembly. NCBI's taxonomy places the organism in Eukaryota, Metazoa, Arthropoda, Arachnida, Sarcoptiformes, Oppiidae.
AUGGCACAUAAGGUUUGCUCCGCAUCUCCUCACGGCGUCCUCAUCACCAAAAAGCAAAUCCUCGUCAACAGAGCACUGGUAGCACUGGUAGGCACCGCCAAAAUGGUAGAUCUCGGGGGUUAUGUGAUUGUGUUAGUCGAGCAAAACGGCAAAAUCAAAUUGUAUGACGUUAGAGUCGGAGCCAAAAGACUAAUAGAGAAGACAUUUCUCUUGUUUUUGUUCCCAUCGAUAGGUUCUCCGGCAGAGCGAAGUGAUUGCGACGAAAUUCUUGAGAUCAAUGGCAAGUCAUUAGAGGAUUCGACACAUCAACAGAUCAUACAUCAUAUACAUCAGGCAUUGAGCUUGUACAAACGAUACAACAGAUAA